Carcharodon carcharias (great white shark) is the source of this 638-nucleotide messenger RNA. RefSeq names its product protein FAM71B-like. Gene Ontology annotation, cellular component: nucleus. The record is from RefSeq and is a predicted model, not a curated record. Lineage: Eukaryota; Metazoa; Chordata; Chondrichthyes; Lamniformes; Lamnidae. The coding region runs from base 114 to 509 and encodes 131 amino acids. The transcript is spliced from 3 exons.
AACACCUGUAUAAUGGAGAUUACUCACUCUUUAAAACUGCGCCUGUCUUUGAAAGUAAUUUUAUACAGGUUAGUAAGAAGGGACAUGUGAGUGACAUCCAUCAUCGAGUUACCAUGGUAACGAUAGGUGUUUCCUCCACCGACCCCACACUUUAUAUCCCAGAUGUUUUACUCAUUGCCCAACCCAGCGACAGACAAAAACAGCUGCAGCUGCAGAUAUUCAACAGAAACCCGCGGGAAACCAUCAGCCCCGAGUCCCGCUUCCACUCUGGCACCUUUACCCCUUUGCAGCUCCUCAGGCUCUUUCCUCUAAAGUUAACAAAAAUUUCAAUCUACGAUGAGAAGAAUCACAGACUGCGGCUCAAGCUGGCAACACAUCAAUCAUUUUACCUCCAACUGAUCGGUGUGGACCCGAGGUUUGAGGAUGAAAUGUUUCAGCACUGGGUAAAGCUGGUGAAACACAUUUCCUCACACAGUGGAGAUGUUGAUACUUUACCACAUGUCUCUUGAAACUGGUUUAAAUCUGCCCCACCCCUCACUAAUUGUACAGCACCGCAAGCAGCCCUGGCCACUUGCUUAUAUUUCACAUAUAUUUAUCCAGAGAACUUCUGUCUGUCCGACUCUGCUGAUGCACCUCAC